AUGGCGGACAGUGACCUGGCGCCCAAGUUCGCCCCAUUCUUCUCCUUCGCCGGCAUUGCAGCUGCAAUGAUCUUCGGGGCUGGAGGAGCAGCUUAUGGCACCGCGAAGUCGGGCAUUGGUAUCGCAGGUGUAGGCACUUUCAGGCCAGACCUGAUUAUGAAGUCGCUCAUCCCCGUCGUCAUGUCCGGUAUCAUCGCGGUCUACGGUCUCGUUAUUUCCGUCCUCAUUGCUGGAGACGUCAACCCGGCUCAGCGACAGAGCUUGUACAAGGGGUUCAUGCACCUUGCGGCAGGUCUAUCGGUUGGCCUUUCCGGUGUCGCCGCUGGCUAUACUAUCGGAGUUGUCGGUGAUGCUGGUGUUCGGGCAUACAUGCAACAGUCACGCGUUUACGUCGGCAUGAUUUUGAUUCUUAUUUUCGGCGAAGUUCUGGGUCUCUACGGCUUGAUUGUCGGCUUGAUCUUGAACUCCAAGUCCUGA
This is a messenger RNA of Penicillium subrubescens, 477 nucleotides long. RefSeq names its product V-type proton ATPase proteolipid subunit. Gene Ontology annotation, cellular component: proton-transporting V-type ATPase, V0 domain. The coding region runs from base 1 to 477 and encodes 158 amino acids. Gene Ontology annotation, molecular function: proton-transporting ATPase activity, rotational mechanism. Lineage: Eukaryota; Fungi; Ascomycota; Eurotiomycetes; Eurotiales; Aspergillaceae. The transcript has 8 exons. Gene Ontology annotation, biological process: proton transmembrane transport. The record is from RefSeq and is a predicted model, not a curated record.